Molecule: messenger RNA, 2589 nt
Organism: Macrosiphum euphorbiae (potato aphid)
Lineage: Eukaryota; Metazoa; Arthropoda; Insecta; Hemiptera; Aphididae
Source: the annotation of a GenBank genome assembly
AUGUUGAAGUAUAUUUGUUUUUUAUGUUGUUCUCAACACAAAAGUAUUACACUCAUAAUAUGGCAUUUGAAAAUUUAUCACAAUUUAAAUAAACAUUCAAUUUUUCAUUGUAAACAAAGUUCUUGUUCUCGUGAGCUUAUUGGAUUAAAGAAAUUUCGACAACAUUUGCUUAGACAUCAUUCAUCAUCAUCAUGUACAGUAACUGAUCAGAUUAAUGAUCAGAAUUUAUGUUCUUUAGAAUCUGAUACACAGCUUAAAAUAAAUGUAAAUAUUCCUUAUAAUGAUAUGACUAAUUUAAAAUUGUCUAGUGCUAAUCAACAUUGUAGUACACAAAAUAAUAAUUAUGAGAUACUAGAAGAAUCUAUUUUGUUAAACGAACUUGUAAAUAUUUCACCAACUUCUAAUUUUGGCGAUGAACACCAAAGUAUAUAUAGUAUUCAAAUUAAAAAAUGUGUUUUAAAUUUUAUUGCCAAACUUUUAAUGAAACCUAAUGUUACAAGUUUAUUAUUACAAGAUAUUAUUGAAGGUGUUAUUGAUAUAUUUUCUAGUGGCAUUGUAUCAGAUUUAAAAAAUAUAGUUAUGCCCAUCAUCAGAAAUUGUAAUACUUCUCAAAGUUCUGAAAUUGGUGACAUGUUUUAUUUAUUAGAAAAUGCUUUUGCUGACGUUAAAACUGAAUACCUUCGAACCAAAUUUUUUUUAAAAAACAAAUUGUUUUUUAAACCUGAAACUAUUGUUAUUGGCCAUGUUAAAGAAAAAAAAACAGUUAAUAAUGUUGAUACAGUUGCAAUGGUACCAGUACAGUGUCAUCUUCUUUCGAUGAAACUAAAUUUAAAAUAUUUUUUACAACUUCCUGGAGUUUACCAUACAAUAACUAAACACAUAAAUGAAUCGUCAAAUAAUACUGAUAUUUUAUCAUCAUUUUUGAAUGGUUCAACUUGGCAAAAAAUGAAAAAACAUUUUAAAGGAAAAACUGUAUUUCCAAUCUUUCUGUAUUAUGAUGAUGCAGAGAUGGGAAAUCCUUUAGGAUCCCAUUCUGGUGUACAUAAGAUGGGGUGUGUUUACUAUACUAUAGCUGGACUUCACCCAGAAUAUCUCUCAUCCCUAGAUAAUAUAUUUACAGCAUAUUUGUUCCAUUCAGAUGACAGAGGAAGAGAGUUUUCUAAUGACCAAAUAUUUUCAUCUCUUGUUAAAGAAAUAAUUAAUUUACAGAAAAAUGGCGUUACAAUUAAUAUAGAUUCAAAUGAUAUAACUGUUUAUUUUGCAUUAGGUUUGGUAUUAGGUGACAAUUUGGGUUUGAAUUCAAUUUUAGGGUUUGUUAGUUGUUUUUCAGCAAAUCACUAUUGUCGAAUUUGCCGAAUGCACAAAGAUGACACCAAAAAAAUGUGUCACGAGUCUGAGCUAUCUAUUAGAAAUGUACAAAAUUAUGAGUUAGACCUUGCAGUACAUAAUGUUUCACUUACUGGUAUAAACGAACCAUGUAUUUUUAACAAAAUUCCAAAUUUUCAUGUCACAGACAAUAUUGUAUGUGAUUUCAUGCACGAUAUUCCUGAAGGUGUAGCACGCUAUGAUAUGGCUUUGAUUAUUUCUGGACUUAUUGAACAAAAUUGUUUUACUCUAGCUGAACUUAAUAACCGAAUUCUCAUGUUUAACUAUGGUGUAACUGAAAAGAAAAAUACUCCUCCGUUGAUUCGAGACUCUGACAUCAAAAAAGGUUGCAUCAUCAUGUCUGCUUCAGAAAUGCUAUGUUUAGCAAGAUAUUUUAGUUUAAUUGUUGGAGAAUUAGUCCCCUACGAUUCAAUUUAUUGGAAAUUAUAUUUAACUUUACAUAAAAUUAUAGAUUUAUGUUGUACUACAAACAUUCAACGUGAUAGUGAUGUUCUGUUAAAUUCAUUGGUUUCUGAACACAAUAGACUGUUUUUAGUUUUAUCUAAAAGUAAUUUAAAGCCCAAGUACCACCUUUUGACUCACCACGGCAGAAUUCUAAAAAAAAAUGGGCCAAUUAUUCUAACUUCAAGUAUUCGGUUUGAAGCAAAACAUAAAGUUUUAAAGGCAAUAGCUAAUGCCAUUCCAUGUCGAAUAAAUCUUGGGUAUACUCUUGCAUAUAAAUUACAACUUCAAAUGGUUGCACGUUUCCUUUCUAAUUUGAGUCUUGAUGUACAAGAUCUUAAAUUAGGAUUGGGAAAAGAUGUACAUCCAUUUACUGAAUUUCCUCAAGAUUUAGUAGAUAAAUUACCUGAGGAAUUUAAAACAGAUUGUUUUUCAUUUUCUUGGUUAGAAUAUAAAGGAAUAUAUUACAGAAAAAAUAUUCUUCUGGUUUUAGAAAACAAUUUGGAUGGAUUAAUUUUUGGUGAGGUAGUUUUUAUAUUUGUAGGAAAAUCUCAAAUCCCUUUUUUUUUGUUUAAUCCUGUCUAUACAGUUGGCUUCGAUAAUCAUUUUCAUGCAUUUGAAGUAGUAAUUGAUAGUUCUAAUUCAAUCAAUUACUCAAAAUUAACUGGAUGUUAUGUUAAUGAAUUAUAUGAUAUUACCCCAAUAGUUCCCCGUAUUUUAGGCAAUUCCAAAACAUAUGCCACAAUACGAUAUGCACUUUAA